Suncus etruscus (white-toothed pygmy shrew) is the source of this 942-nucleotide messenger RNA. RefSeq lists its product as uncharacterized. The transcript has a single exon. Gene Ontology annotation, biological process: G protein-coupled receptor signaling pathway. Gene Ontology annotation, molecular function: G protein-coupled receptor activity. The record is from RefSeq and is a predicted model, not a curated record. Bases 1 to 942 code for a protein of 313 amino acids. Gene Ontology annotation, cellular component: membrane. NCBI's taxonomy places the organism in Eukaryota, Metazoa, Chordata, Mammalia, Eulipotyphla, Soricidae.
AUGAGUUUGUCUGCUGAGCACUGCAACAUUUCGGACUGGUUGAGGCUGGAGGCCACGGUGAAGGCUUCAGUUUAUGCUGUCAUAUUUUGCUUUGCCACGGGCCUCACCAUCCUCAUUGUGGCCAUAGUGGCACAGAAUCUGCAAUUGCGACAAGAGACUCGCUACCUCCUGCUCUGCCACCACCUGCUCUGCGUCUCCUUCUACUGCGGGCUGGGGCUGAUCUUCCAGGCCAUGCGGGCUCUGCAUGCCAACAGCCCUCUGCUGCUGUGUUGGCUGGUGUUUGGAGUACAACUCAGCCUAGGGGAAGGAAUUCUCUUCACUCUGACUCUGAUGGCUGCCGACACCUACCUGGUGGUUUGCUGGCCUUUGAAAUCUCUGUCUGUUGGGAACGUGGUGAAAUACAGAGUUCUGGUAGGGACUUGGUUUUUCAUUAUACUCAAGAAUGUUUGUCUGUUUCUCAUAGAGGGCACGAGUGUCACUCAAGAGGCCAUUUUAACUUCAGAACCCCUUUGCCCUGUGAUCCUAAAUGGUGUGCCUGCCAGAGCCUCUGGCCUGGUCUUCUUGAUCCUCCUUCUGUCUGUCUUUCUUAUAAGUUACUCCCUGAUAUACCACGAGGGGAGGCGAUCCGGUCAUUUCAACCAGUCUAAUAUUAAAGCCCGGAAAACUAUCCUGAUUCAUUUAAUGCAGAUGGGCUUACAUAUCAUACCAACUCUGAUCUUUGUUGGUCUAGGGAAGAUGUGUGGAGUGUUUUAUUUUGCUCUGAAUCUGUCGCUUUUUGGAGUUUUUGCCUCGGCCCAGUGUUGUAGCCCACUGGUCUAUGGGCUCUGGAAUAGGGAAUUGCAAAGCAGGUUAUACCACUGGAUGGACUGUCAGCUGUGGUAUGGUCACAGAUCCCAGGAGGAACAGAAAACAGUCAAUUUAAACAAAACACAGCCUUUGUGA